Rubroshorea leprosula is the source of this 1137-nucleotide messenger RNA. The record is from the annotation of a GenBank genome assembly. Lineage: Eukaryota; Viridiplantae; Streptophyta; Magnoliopsida; Malvales; Dipterocarpaceae.
UGGACAGCACAAAGCUUGAACACUCUGAACUCAAUUCGGAUUCUGAUGUUUUUAUCAAAGAAAACCCCUUUAUGGAGAGGAGAGAAAAGAAGAAUCAACCAAAGCCAAGCCCCUCUUUCUCUCUGUACAUGUUCUGUUUUGUCUUGAAGCUUUUGGAUGGAAAUGGCAUGGAAGAUGAAAGUUAAGAUAUUAGAUUGGAUCUGUGGUUGUUGGGGGAGUCAAAUUUGAAAAGCAAUAUAUAUCCUAAAGCUAGAGGUAGAGGUCUCAUUAUCCCAAACAAAAAAAUAGAACUCUCAUGGACUUAAAACAAGUGUUUAUUUCUCACAGGUAAAUAUUUUUUGCUGUUUGUUUUGAAUUGUUUCUAUUGUGCAGAUUUUGGGUGUCAAGAAUUUGGUUUAUUCUGGGCAUUUUGGGUGUUUUGCCAGUGUGAUUUCCAUUUUGAGGAAUGGUGGGUAUUAGGAUAUGAGAGGUGGGUCGUGUCGGCAAGAACAAGUUUUCAAACUUGCGGUCAUCCUCCAAGAGUCCGAUGACUCCACCACAACUUGCGACCCCCUCCUUCCAUGGCUCUGGUCGAUAAAGAGGGCGUUGGACAAAUGGUACUCCGGUGACCACUCCAGUGCAGAUCUCGACAAGCUUCUUUCAGAUUGUAUAACUGCUUUCAAGCACAGUGCGCAGUACAGAAACGACAUCAGAUUUCUCAAGAUUUGUGCAAGUAAGGAAUUGAAGACUGAAAAUUGAGAAAGAAGAUAGGCCUACCAAAAAAGUUUACAAGGGUAAAUGCAAGAAUUAGCAAGUGUUUUGAACAAAGCACUAAUCUAUAACUACCUUAUAGAAGAUCACAAUAAAAACCACUUUUUUGGGGUUUCAAGUAAUGGGAUUUGGGAUGAAGGAUGUCUUUUUUGAAGUGGCUUUGGUUCUGAUCUUCAAUAUUUUAGGACUCAUUUACUGACUCAUUAUCCUUUUGCUGCAACAAACUGAUUUGGGAUGAACAAUGUCUUUUUUCACUACUUUAGGACUAAUUCACUGUUUUAUCAUCUCUUUGGUGUGACAAGUUGUUGAACUUUCUAUAGUUUUUUAUGAUGUAUUUAUGUUGCAAUGUGAAUUUGCAUGGCAAAUCAAUGAAACUACUAGGUUGUU